CGUUUUAUCUUGCUGUGCCCCAGACCCUGCCCCAGACCGUUGAGCCCUUGCCCCGGAACAUCACCUUGCUGAAGAGCCAUAUCGUUAAUAUUUACUUUAAACAUGGAGUUCAAGUUUGACUUUCCCAUAGCAUCGAGCCCGGUCCCCAGCAGCUCCUUCAGCCAGCUCACCAGCGUGUCUUUCGGAGAGGCGGAAGAUCUUGAUCGUCAGUGCAGGGAGCGGUUCCAAAAAUAUGUCCCUGUUAAUGCCCAGGACGACGUUGUCCGUCUGCUCGCUGCAUUUAUGGAUCAUCUCCCAAAAGAUGGCUCCGUGAGGUUGAUGCAGGAUAUAAUAGCUCUAGAUGGCGAUAGUAAACUUCGCCAGCUCAGAAACCAUCUCGUGGAUGCCGUGCUAAAGUCCAUGCAAGCACCAGGUGGAAAAACUCCUGCUCCCACCCCAUCUCCCUGUGGCGACACUCAAGUGCAAAUUGAAUCUCUUGUCGUAACAUCAAUGAAUCCAUCCUCUCGCAGCGAACAGUCUAAACUCAAAAAGGACUGUCUUAAGAGGGACGGCUAUCGGUGUCAGGCUACCGGUCUUUGGGACUGCAAGUCCGUUCUUGACGGACUCAUAAUUCCUAACGAUCAUAAGGCCUCAACAACUACUGAAACUGCGCAUAUCCUUCCUUUUUCUUUGGGGAAGUUUGACGCGGAUAAAGCCAUCGAGACUGAGAACAAGGCAAGAAUUUGGCAAUGCCUAUACAGGUACUUUCCGGGCUUACACAGAGUGCUCUCCCCGGAAACCAUCAAUACCCCUGCGAAUGCUAUCACACUCGACGGGUAUAUCCACCAGCAGUUCGGCUCUCUUAACGUUACUUUCAAAGAAACAGUUAGUACUCCAUACAAUAUUUCCAUUGAGUAUGAGUGCUGGAUAAUUAACGGGUAUCGCCAUAAUAGGACGACGCUCAUGUUUACAAAAUCAUAAAAUACGACCAGACAAAUCACAUUGCGUUCUCUUUCCUCCCUAGCAACGGUUUAAUGGCUCUUCGUUGCGAGGAUAGUUCAGUCCUAAUGCCAAGCCCAUUUCUUCUCUCAGUACAUGCGAGAGUUGGAAAAAUAUUAAAAGUAAGUGGGCUAAAGGACCGACUCGAGAAAAUUAUGUAUACCUUAUUCCUCCCUUCUGAAGUUGAUCCCAGUGGAUCUACCGACCUAGGGACGAUCGUGUCCAACAGGCUGCUUAUACUAACGGACGUUUAAGAGAUUGUCUUAGUAUUGUUAGAGCAUAGUGGCUUCGGCAUCAUUUCAUCAGCAUUGACUCCACCUUCAACUUGAGUGUUUUAAGUGUCGGCAUUUUUCAUACUGCAUCAUCGGAACAGAACGCGCUAAAUCUUUAUCUCCAUGUUUGUCAUUUCAAUUCAUGUUUUCCCCCUUUGCAUGCACUUUGAACAUGUAUUACAGCAGAGUCUCUCUAAAGAGCCUAAUUUCAUAAAACUUGUGCCCUGGGAUGUGUUAAACAUGGCCAAUCGUAGACCUGCCGAAUUACAUCCCAAAUUAAUAGUAAGGAGUUUUGCUACUGUAUAGCGUAGACUCUAGAGAAACGGGUUUAACUCCUUAACCCUAAUGCGUGUAUAUAUAUACUCCAACUUAUAUAUAGUUAUUCAUUCUUGACUCUUGAGACCGGACUGUAGCGCUCCAAUUUAUCCAACUGUAUGAAGUCAGGAUCCAUUUGAACCUUUGACAUAUGGCGCCUUGUAGUCGUAUGGAGGAGACUGUCCGUUGUAAAAGGGGUCAAAUGUGAGGAGGGUGAAGCCUGGAUCCAGGGCAGCAAUACCAGAUGGCCAGCAAGGGUUAGCCUCCAACCCAUCUCUAUAUGGUGGAUUUGCCGAAUGACCCCAUGAGGUGAAACUGAACUCGGGUCGCGUGGGAAUGUCGACGAGCGCCAUCGUCUGCGUCAAAUCCCCAGCCCUUAAGACCCUCCUAUUGACCCCUGACGCCCGCUCGACCUUCCUUCUAAAUUCCUGAUCAGAGAGAGCCUUGACUGGGCCGAUGAAGCAAGCUCCUGACCAUAUCUGGCCACCUCCUCCAUUUUCUCUGCCAGGAAGCCAUCUUAUCAGUUGUCCCUGGGCAUUCAAUCCACUGU
Messenger RNA from Trichophyton rubrum CBS 118892, 2115 nucleotides. RefSeq lists its product as uncharacterized. Lineage: Eukaryota; Fungi; Ascomycota; Eurotiomycetes; Onygenales; Arthrodermataceae. The record is from RefSeq and is a predicted model, not a curated record. The coding region runs from base 103 to 960 and encodes 285 amino acids. The transcript has 3 exons.